Messenger RNA from Gadus morhua (Atlantic cod), 1370 nucleotides. It is a transcript of the gene cox18, whose product is annotated as cytochrome c oxidase assembly factor COX18. Gene Ontology annotation, molecular function: membrane insertase activity. Gene Ontology annotation, biological process: mitochondrial respiratory chain complex IV assembly; protein insertion into mitochondrial inner membrane from matrix. NCBI's taxonomy places the organism in Eukaryota, Metazoa, Chordata, Actinopteri, Gadiformes, Gadidae. Gene Ontology annotation, cellular component: mitochondrial inner membrane. The transcript is spliced from 7 exons. Bases 156 to 1211 code for a protein of 351 amino acids. The record is from RefSeq and is a predicted model, not a curated record.
CCCAUUCUGUGAGGCCCGGUGUGCGCGAGCAUUGCAACCAAUGCAUGUAUGUUGAAUAACUUAUAAGCGGCUCGUAAAUGUGCAAACACUGUCUAGAAAAAAAAUAACAACUAUAAUCAGACCGUCUACCUCGUCACAAAAUAUCCCAUGUAAAAAUGCUGGGUGUUCGUGUCGCUGCAGGGAUAAGAAUUGUCUGCCCAAAGUCACUCGUCCGAAACGCAAGCGGCCCUACUCUACUCACCUGCUACCAUACACCACAACAAAACAGGAGCGGACCUUACAUCCCCCCAACUGGACGUAUCUCGUUCUCCUCAUUGACUGUACAUGUUAGACAUGCUUCGAGCAUCACUGGUAGCGACGAUGCUGGUUCUCCUGGAUGGUACGCGAGUAUCGCGGACUCGAACCUUGUUCACCUGACGGAACAGCUGUUGAUCAGUAGCCAGGGGGGUACUGCACUUCCCUGGUGGGCCAGUAUCAUGUGCACCACGCUGGCUCUUCGGACUGUCAUUACACUCCCGCUAGGAGCCUAUCAGAUGAUCGUCAUUGGAAAGGUUGAGGCGCUACAGUCCGAGAUAGCGGUGCUUGCCAAGAGACUUCGCUACGAGGUGUCCGUCCGAGCCCAGGAGUGUGGCUGGAAGGAGCGUCACUGCCGCUAUCAGUUCAAGAAGAACCUGCAUCGCAUUGUGUCUGAGCUGUACAUCAGGGACAACUGCCACCCCUUCAAGGCUAGCCUGCUGGUGUGGGUGCAGUUGCCCAUGUGGGUCAGUCUCUCCCUGGCCCUUCGCAACCUCAGCAUGGCCUCUUCCCCAGCUGGAUCUGCGCUGCAGACUGAGCUGUCAACAGGUGGCACUCUGUGGUUCUCUGACCUGACCCUUCCAGACCACACUUGGGUCCUCCCUAUCUCCCUUGGACUCAUUAACUUGCUCAUUAUAGAGAUCUUUGCAGUGCAGAGACUGCAGGUGUCUUCCCUACAGCGGUACAUGACCCACUUCCUGCGAGGUGUGUCCGUUCUGAUGGUCCCCAUCGCGGCCACCGUCCCUUCGUCCCUGGCUCUUUACUGGCUGAGCUCGAGCCUGGUGGGUCUGGGACACAACCUGCUGCUGCGCUCCCCACGCUUCCGCAUGGCCUGCCACAUCCCCCCGCUAAGGUCCGACUCCCAAACCCCUUACCGGGACCUGGCCUCCGCCCUCAGGAAAAAGUACCUCCCAUGAAGUGUGUGUGUGUCUGUGUGUGUGUGUGUGUGUGUUUUUUAUGUGACAUAAUGUGUUAAGUUUAGCCAAACUUGUUUCUGUAUGGCACAUGUUUGGCCACACUUCGGAACAAUCAAAUCAAAUAAACCUUUUGUGCUCUGAUGUAAAAUACGUCACCCA